Lachancea dasiensis is the source of this 2226-nucleotide messenger RNA. The record is from the annotation of a GenBank genome assembly. Lineage: Eukaryota; Fungi; Ascomycota; Saccharomycetes; Saccharomycetales; Saccharomycetaceae.
AUGAUACUUCCACCAGAAGUGGUAUACCAAGUGCUAAGUUAUCAGUUCUAUGACUUGAUGGCCAAUGACCAGCCUAGCAAUCCUGAGAAGUUUCACUCAAAUCUGCGCAUCUUCCUGCGGAGCAAUCUUACAGUUAAUAAAACCUUCUACCAUAUCUGCAGGGUCUUGGUAUACCGGUAUCUUAACUUCACUUCCGCUAAAGGCUUUUACAAACUGCUAGAAAGGCUCCGAGGCAGCCCUGAGGUAUUACCCUAUGUUCAAGUCGCCGACUUUCAGGAACUCACUUCCAUUGGUCUUGGAAGAUCCAGUGAAAUGAACAAGAAUAUUAAGAAUCUGACCAACGAAACACUUUGGGAAUUUCUGCGUCUAACUCGUGGAUCCUUAAGGGAGUUUUUGGCCAGCGAACAUAUCCAAGGGGACCUUGACGAGCGAAUUAUACAUUUCUUAUUAAAACCUGGAACCGUCUUAAGCGUCGUGGAUUUCUGUGGAAGCUCUAAGGAUGAUUUCACAACAACGUUUACUAGCGCUGUCAAACAGCUGUACGACAAUGAGGAACCGGUAGAUUACAACUACCAGAUCACAUCGUUGGGACUCAAUGAUUGCACGGCCAUAGCAUCAAAGACUUUAGGGAAACUGCUAAGAACUCUCCCAGAGCUUCAAAAACUAGAUCUUGCACAUACUUCCAUUGAUGACCGGACCCUUAUUAGCGACGUGCCGCACUUGAAGAGCUUGACACAUUUAUCGCUAUCAAUGUGCUCUCAACUCACCCCCAGAGGUCUUCUGGAAUUCUUUAGUUAUCAUCGUGCGGUAGCUGAUGAAGACAAUAUAUCCACUCUUCAGUGGCUCAACCUCCAAGUACAUCCGCAUUCUUCGUCAUGGACAGAUGUUCAGCUUAUGUUCUUGCUAAAGAAGCUGUGUCGCUACGGUCAUAAUAAGACACUACAGUACUUAAACGUUGGAGGUAUGCCUUUGCACUUUAGUGACGAUCUCACUGCUGUGAGGUAUACUCACUACUGGCAUUGCCAAGAUACAUUGCAUUUUAUUAAACUUAACUUUCGUCAACUUAAAAGUUUAAGCCUCAAGGAUAACAACAUCACUAUACCUAAACUGAAGCACUUCCUGUCGCCAUUGGAAAAUUCGGAAGCUCCCUGUCAAAGGCUGAAGUAUUUGAACAUUGUCAACAACGCUUACAUCAACAAAUGGACAAUUCAGGAUCCUGCAUUACUAUCAGACUCAGAACAUUUAUGUGCUCUUGAACUGUCAUUCAACCCAUGGCAACAAAUUGAAGCUUCAAAUUCCCGGCAUGAGAUUAAAUAUCGAGUCUCAGACAAGAAGUCACUAAUUCAAGAUUAUUCUUCGGCUCGAGAGGUAAAAUGGAAGUGCUACAUUGGCGCAGCAUAUGGAAGACGCUACUGGUUAUACAAGACAGACGAAUUUCUCAAUCGCGAUGACAUUGAAACUAAAGGGUAUCUGACGUCGUACGAUGCACGAGGAAACAAGAUAAUAGAGAUCGUAAAACAGCCUGAUUUUCUCAAAUUCGCCCAAACCAAGAUUAUGUUAGGGUGUGGUAUAGUGCAACAGAGCCGAGUUCGUCGAAAUUUGACGUAUCGCGAUCUCAAGGCCCCUGUUUCUCAAUUUUUGAACCGGAACAAAACAUUGGCCACAAAACCGGGCAUUGCCCCACCGCUUCAAAGCCCUAUCAGGCCACCUGGCGGGUGGCGGCUUAUCGACAACGGAAAUACCGAGUCGGAGAUAGAUCUCGGAGAGUCUCCGGACCCCCACAUCGUACCGUCACCGAUUGCUGUACCCGUUCCAGUUCCACUGUCAGCUCCAGCUCCACCCCUUAUGCCUGCCGCACCUGAUUCCAGAAAUGGUUUGUAUUGGGAUCGGUCUAUCCCCAACUUCCAAGAAAGCUUGCACCCCGUGGAAACAGACUCUGAGUAUCUCAAUGACCCUGAGUUGCAACGGCGCAGAUCUAGGUUAAGCUUAUUCGGUGGGAACCUCGAAGCUAGUUGUUUCACAGCCAGACAACAACCACCUGGAAGUGGAUUCUUUUCGAGUGUAGUCGAUCAGGGCUCCCUCGAUCCCCUUGUCAAGGAUAAGGAGGGCCGUUUACUUAACAACUUACCCGAGGAAUACCGCCUCCAUUUAGAAGUUGUUGCUGAGUACACCGUUUUUGGAUGUGUCGAACGUGGUAUGUAUAGAUACUACAGCUUGAAGACCUGA